This is a messenger RNA of Aspergillus calidoustus, 2099 nucleotides long. The record is from the annotation of a GenBank genome assembly. Lineage: Eukaryota; Fungi; Ascomycota; Eurotiomycetes; Eurotiales; Aspergillaceae.
CCAUUAUUCCCUUUCUCGCAUUGAUCGGACAACCGAUGACUUGAAAGUAAAGUGGCAUGGACGCAUCCGUAUCUGUAUCGCACAACAUGAGCAUCUGGGAACGGAGUCCGGAUCUCGUGGGCAGCAAGGAGAAUCCUGAGAUUGGCGGUGUUGAGCCGCCUCGGAAGAGGCGCAGAAAGUAUAUUGCCAAAGCCUGCAAUGAGUGCAAGAGGCGAAAGAUCAAGUGCAAUGGUGAAAAGCCAUGCGUGAGGUGCGGAAGACAACGUAUCGGAUGCGUUUACGAUAAUCCGCACGAUGAUGAAUAUGGAUCUGGUGGAAUGGAGCGACUGUACGAUCAGAUGAGCGCGAUGCAGGCGCAGAUUAGUGCUCUCACCGCUGCUGUACACUCCCUGGCGCAGAAUAAUAAUGGCCUCUCAGGGGCUGCAGUUCAGCGCCCUGAUGCUUGUUCACGGCCAUAUCGACGAUUCUCGAUAGCUUCGAAAGAAAUGACCUUUCAAGGUCCAACAACCUCCGGGUUCAGCUUCGACCUUGCCAAAUCGAGUCUGAAGGAACGCGGUAUCGAAGUCGGCGGAGAAGGAGAUAUGACUAGGGAGCCGUCGCCGUUAGCGACUCCGCCGUCGGCUGGUGCACCGGGGCACAGCGGAGACCCAUUGUGGGAUAUCAGCAAGACGGAAGCUCUCCGGCUGUGUAAGGUGUAUGAGGAGGAAAUGGGGGUCAUGUACCCCGUCGUGGAGCUCAGUGAGCUGCUCAAGAAUGUUGAUUUGCUGUAUGGACCGGCGGAGGUUGGGUUCUGGCCGCGGGCUCCGAUUCAAGGGCAGAACGAGGAAGGGUUGGAUAACGACGAGAUCAAUAUCUUGCGGCUGGUAUUUGCUUGUGCUUUGACGGCAGAGGCAAGCGGUAAUAGCGAGUUGGCGAUGAGUCUGUUCGAGACGGUACGCGAUGCGGCGGAUCAUUACGUGUGGGCAGCCCCUGAGAUCAAAAGCAUCACGCUGCUCGCGCUUGUGGCGAUAUUAUACUUCCAGAUUGGGGAGGAGACGCUGGCCUGGCGAACUAUUGGCAUUGUCAACCGCCUUUGUCUGGAAAAAGGGUUUCAUCGACGAGAGACGCUUAGACAUCCCACAAUCGUCGCGGUGGGGAGAGAGCGUGUGCUGAAGCUGUUCUGGUCUGUACGCGUCUUAGACCUGCGCUGGAGUUUCGGUACUGGUAUGCCAUUCGGAAUGGACGAGUCUGAUAUAGACCCCCUGCUUCCAGAGCCGGCGGACGAGGCGUCGUAUCUGCGUGUGAUGAUUCGGUACACUCGGAUUGCAGCCAAGGUAUGGAGGUUCAUAUCACAGUCUAACAAUACCAACGAGAUUAAGAAAGACGAAAUGAACUAUCUUGACUGGCAAGUCUUGCAGUGGGUUGCGGGUCUCCCAGAUGAUCUUCGCUUGCGAAACCCGUCAAGCUAUGCAGAUGGCGAAACGCGAAGUCUGCGUCGACUGCGUUCGCUGGUCUACCUCAGGGCAAAUCAACUGCGAAUGUUGAUACACCGUCCUGUCUUGCACUCCACGGCGAACGUCGUACGGUUCCCAACGGAAGCCCAGACCGUCGUCGACAUGGCCAAAGAUUCAAUCAGGUUCAUCACCCAGCUCCACGCCUCGUCCGACAUCUAUAAAACGCAGCAAGUCGUGUACAACUGGUUCUUGGUGUCUGCUCUCAUGGCACUGUUCCUCGCUGUCGCUCAAAUGCCUAGCCAGUAUAGCACAACUUGCCGUGAGGAAUUCUAUAUGGCGCUGGAGCUCGUCAAAGGGGUAUCAGCAAGGUCGUACAUCUCACGAAGACUCUGGAAGUCGAUUAAGGGUCUUCGUCGGCUCGGACCACAGCUAAUGCACCGACAUGGUGACGGGGACAAUGCGGCCACGGAGGGAGUGGAACAGAUGAUCACCUCUAGCGUGCAGAGCCAGACGCCUGAUGGCGACCAGAUGACGCAGGAGUUGAGGGAGUGGUUCGAGGCUGUUGGGAAUCUGGAAGAUCAGAUCAUGGGGGUGGGGUCUUUGGAUGCCUACCAAGGAGGGUACAUGCUCGACUACAGCAAUGAACUGUCGAGCAUGAUGAUCUAG